Dentiscutata erythropus is the source of this 358-nucleotide messenger RNA. Lineage: Eukaryota; Fungi; Glomeromycota; Glomeromycetes; Diversisporales; Gigasporaceae. The record is from the annotation of a GenBank genome assembly.
AAAUGCCAGGGUUCGAGAAAAUCGCCGCCGGUGAGGAGAGAAGUCCAAGCAAGCUUGCAAGACCUAACACGACGUCUCAAGACCCAGAAAAGAGAAAUUCGAAUUGCUCUAAAAACUCCAACGACAAGAUCUUGAGUUCCAAGAAAGACGAAUCAGUAAAACUAAAGAGCCAAAAACUGAACAACUUACCGGAAAGCUCAAGGAAAAUAGCUUGGCUCGGCGCAAGAACUGAAAGAUCUUUGAAAGGUCCAAGUGUGAAAGAAUCUGACGUGAUCUCGGCCAAAGGAAGUCUGAAAGCCCUGGAAAAAAUGAAAAAUCGAUGCGAAAGAGACCGAAAGAGAGCAUGGUGGUAUAAAAG